AUGGCUUCUUCGCUGCUGCUGAGUCGCCCGACGGACUAUGAACCGUACUUGUACGGGCAGGGCGAUACCCUGACACUCAACGUGAGCUGGGGCUCACCGUCAACGAAUCCGGCUGACAGCGAGGUUGGCGCCGAGGCCUCGGUGUCUUCCUCGGUGGCCGAGGACAGGCUCUACGAGGUGCCGGUAGAGGUGAUAGUGCUGCUGUCCGUCUGCUACGGUGCCAUCUCGUUGGUGGCAGUGGUGGGCAACACGUUCGUGCUCUGGAUCGUGGCCACAUCGCGCCGCAUGCGCACCGAGACCAACUACCUGAUCGCCAACCUGGCCAUCAGCGACAUCAUCAUCGGCCUCUUCUCCAUCCCGUUCCACUUCCAGGCUGCGCUGCUCCAGCGGUGGCUCCUGCCGCGCUUCAUGUGCGCUUUCUGCCCCUUCAUACAGGUGCUGUCGGUGAACGUGUCCAUUUUUACGCUGACGGCGAUUGCCGUGGACCGGUACCGGGCCAUCACGAUACCGCUGAAGGCGCGUCUCAAUUCCCGCCUGACGGCGCGCGUCCUCAUCGGCGUCAUCUGGGUGGCAUCAGCCAUGGCGGCGGCGCCGUACGCAGUGGCGCUGCGUGUCACCCUGGUCCAGGACGAACGCACGGGCGAGCGCACGCGUCCCUUCUGCCACAACGUGGCACUGCCUCCCAGUGCCUGGCGCAUCUACAACAACGCGCUUGUCUGCUCGCAGUACUUCGCGCCCUUGCUGGUCAUCUGCUACGUGUAUGAGCGCAUUCGCCGCCUGCUCAAGGACUCCACCAUCCCUGGAAACCCGGAGUCCGUGCGGGACGCCAUCGUCGUCAGGAACAAGAAGAAGUACCUUGAGAACCUCGAACGGUCGCGUAGCAGCGAAGGGCAGCACCGGGGACGACGCAGCAGCUUACAUUUGCGGCCUGUUGUCAUUGCAAGCACGUCGGAUCGUACACUGGCGGGUCCUUUGCAGGCAGCGCAUGCAACGGCCGCGCUGGCACAGCUAGUCGAGCGAAAGCCCAAUGCUGAGGGGUUAUGA
Molecule: messenger RNA, 1044 nt
Organism: Dermacentor silvarum
Lineage: Eukaryota; Metazoa; Arthropoda; Arachnida; Ixodida; Ixodidae
Product: neuropeptide Y receptor type 2
Exons: 3
Coding region: 1-1044 (347 amino acids)
Biological process (GO): G protein-coupled receptor signaling pathway
Cellular component (GO): membrane
Molecular function (GO): G protein-coupled receptor activity
Source: RefSeq, a predicted model, not a curated record